CGUCAUACACGUGUGACACGGGAGAGACGAAGGUGAAGAGGAGUUCAGACAUGUCUUUUUUUUCUUCUUUUCUUCUCUGAAACCUGGAACCGUCCGACGGGUGACGUGACGCAUGCACGUUCCGGAGUUUUGUUCCGUUAAAUCAGAGGUCACGUGGUCAACAUGCUCAUCGUAGGAGGUCUGGUUCGGUCCAGAGUCCUGUGGCUCCGUGGACCAGCCGCAGGACUUUUCAGGUGGACCGGACGGGCUGCCGCUUCUGUACCUGAGUCACAUGUGAGGAGCUUGUCCGGGGUGGGCGGGGACAGCGGCGCAGGUGGAUGGUACAACAGCCUGUCGCACUCCGAGCCGGUUCACCUGUGCGAACAAUUCCUGGUUGGAGUCCAGCAGGUGAGCGGGUUGCCGUGGUGGCUGAGUGUUGUCAUGGCAACGAUCUCAGUCAGGACCUUCGUCACCCUGCCGCUCGCCGCCUACCAGCUACGUAUCCUCAGCAAGGUGGAGGUGCUGCAGGGGGAGAUCUCGGAGUUGGCCAAGAGGCUUCGCUACGAAGUGUCGGUCCUAGCGCGCGAGAGAGGCUGGACGGACAAACAGUGCCGGGUCCAGUUCCAUAAGAACCUUCGUCGUCUGGUCUCUCAGCUCUACAUCCGGGACAACUGCCACCCUUUCAAAGCCAGUGUCCUGAUUUGGGUCCAGUUGCCCCUCUGGGUCAGUUUUUCUCUGGCUCUUCGGAACCUGAGCACGAGCCAGUCAGCCCUGCAGGGUGAGCUGGCGGCAGGAGGUGCUUUGUGGUUCCCUGACCUCACUGUACCUGACUCCACCUGGAUCCUGCCGGUGUGUCUGGGUCUCACCAACCUGGUCAUCGUGGAGGUGUUUUCUCUGCAGCGAGUCAGAGCGGCGUCACGUUUCCAGCGCCUGGUUCUGAACGGGAUCAGAGGCUUCUCCGUUCUGAUGAUCCCCAUCGCUGCCACCGUCCCGUCUUGCAUGGCUCUGUACUGGUUAUGCUCCAGUCUGGUCGGGUUCAGCCAGAACCUCCUCCUUCGAUCACCGAAGAUUCACAGACUCCUGCGACUGCAGACUCGGCGAUCCAAUUCUCCUUACAAAGACCUGCUGGCCGCCUUCAUGGCCAAGUACUGCAAGUAGAUACUAUGGAGUACUGCAGAGUACCAUGGAGUUCUUUAAGAGCUCUACAGAGACUGAGUUCUGAAGGGUUCUAGAGGCUGCAGCCGGUUCUGCAGGGAGAAGCUGAUCCAGUUUUACAACAAGAAGAACGAUGAAGAGUUUCCUGUUUUGUUUAAAUCAGUUCAAACGUCAAAGUUCUGUUUGUUUCUUCAGAGUUCUGACGGUUGACUGGAACAUGAAGUUCUGUUUGAUGAAGGAAUGUGACCUCCGUUCCAUAAAAAGUCCCCGAAACAAAAACAGGAAGGGAAUCACGUGACCUCCUCUCGGGAAGUUUCCUGUUAUUCCCACGGACUGAGUCUGGACCGGUCUGGUACCUGAAACUGGAUCAGACGGAGAACUUCACCAGAACAAAGAUGCGGUCGGGUGCUCUAAUCUGUAA
Messenger RNA from Nematolebias whitei (Rio pearlfish), 1555 nucleotides. Its product is annotated as cytochrome c oxidase assembly protein COX18, mitochondrial. The transcript is spliced from 6 exons. Lineage: Eukaryota; Metazoa; Chordata; Actinopteri; Cyprinodontiformes; Rivulidae. Gene Ontology annotation, cellular component: mitochondrial inner membrane. The coding region runs from base 163 to 1137 and encodes 324 amino acids. Gene Ontology annotation, biological process: protein insertion into mitochondrial inner membrane from matrix; mitochondrial respiratory chain complex IV assembly. Gene Ontology annotation, molecular function: membrane insertase activity. The record is from RefSeq and is a predicted model, not a curated record.